AUGUCUCGAGAUCCGUCCACAGAACCACAUCGGCGCUCGCCCAAGCGAAAGCGAUCCGGGUCAAAGGGCAUCGGCACGCCACAAUAUGAUGGCGCAGCCGACGCGCAGCUCUCAUAUGCCUACGACGAUGAAAUGCCCAGCGAGCUGAACACGCCCGACCAGGGAAGUGACGAUGAAGGCGCGAAGCCGAAGAGGAGGAAGGUGGAGAGACCGCGGAGACUGAACUACGUGCCAUACCUCACCUUGCGCGGGCACAAGCGCGGCGUCGCUGCAGUCAAGUUCUCGCCCGAUGGGAAGUGGAUCGCGAGUUGCUCCGCCGACAGCACCAUCAAGAUUUGGGAUGCACGAACAGGAGCACUAUCACAAACACUCGAAGGCCACAUGGCCGGUAUUUCCACCAUCGCGUGGAGCCCAGACUCGAAGGUCGUAGCAUCGGGAUCAGACGACAAGAAUAUCCGCCUGUGGGACCUGUCAACAGGAAAGAGCUUACCGACUCCCUUGGCAGGACACCACAACUACGUCUACAGCGUGGCCUUCUCACCGAAAGGCAACAUGCUCGUCUCAGGAUCCUACGAUGAAGCCGUCUUUCUCUGGGACGUGCGAACAGCGCGAUUGAUGCGCAGUCUACCUGCUCACUCGGAUCCUGUUAGUGGUGUAGAUUUUGUGAGGGAUGGUACCUUGGUGGCCUCUUGCUCGAGCGAUGGCUUGAUCAGAAUAUGGGACACCGGCACUGGACAAUGUCUGAAGACGCUGGUUCAUGAAGACAAUGCGCCCGUGACCAGCGUCAAGUUCUCCCCAAAUGGACAAUAUGUGCUCGCAGGAACAUUGGACUCGUCACUGAGGCUCUGGGACUACGUCAAUGGUCGAUGCCUGAAGACGUAUCAAGGACACAAGAAUACUCAAUUCAGCAUCAACGCUGCUUUUGGAUCAUAUGGUGAGCUACCGGGCACGAUUUCGACGAACGGUUCUGAAAGUCCAGACCAGGCAACUGGACAGAAAUGGGCAUUUGCCGUUUGUGGCAGCGAAGACGGCAAGGCUUUCAUCUGGGAUGUCACCUCCAAGGAAGUCCUCCAAACCUUGGACGGACAUGAAGGUGUGGUGCUGGGUGUCGAUGUGGGCCUGGACGACCAGCGCAUUGUCACAUGCGGCAACGACAAGACUAUCAAAGUGUGGCUUCGCCAGCCCCUGCCUCCAGAUAUGAACGGCAAUGCCAACGGCGAGGCGCAGAACUCCUCGAACGGCACGCCCCGCGAAGACAUUGCGCCAUUGCUGCAAAGCGAGGUACCUUCGGAUGAGGAGCAGGCGAACACUCCAAUGCAAGACGCAGCAUGA
Molecule: messenger RNA, 1332 nt
Organism: Fulvia fulva
Lineage: Eukaryota; Fungi; Ascomycota; Dothideomycetes; Mycosphaerellales; Mycosphaerellaceae
Exons: 2
Coding region: 1-1332 (443 amino acids)
Molecular function (GO): protein binding
Source: RefSeq, a predicted model, not a curated record